Molecule: messenger RNA, 2269 nt
Organism: Saimiri boliviensis boliviensis (Bolivian squirrel monkey)
Lineage: Eukaryota; Metazoa; Chordata; Mammalia; Primates; Cebidae
Gene: SIGMAR1
Product: sigma non-opioid intracellular receptor 1
Cellular component (GO): endoplasmic reticulum
Source: RefSeq, a predicted model, not a curated record
UAAUCCCUUUCCUCCCCUGCUGAUAACCCACAGCUGGUUUACAAGGCCUCCUCUCACAUUUUGUGCUGCAGAACAGAGAAGGAAUUGUAGGGCCCUGAAGACCCCACGCUGUCUCUCCUCGGGGGCCUUUGCUCUAGGGGCCGGUCCCUGUGGGCUGGCAUGCCCCUUCUCCGCGCUCUUAAAGACACAGCUCAAGUGUCACCGCCUCUGGAAUGCCCACCCUAGGGCUCCCAGCUUGAACUACCUCCUCUCCGCUUAAGCGCUGGUUAUGGCGAGUCUUAACCAUCGUGAGUGCCAGAAGGCUCAGCUUUCGGGCUAGUCUGCUUCACCAGCCAGUGAGCUCGUGUGGGCUAGUCCAUUCUGGGUCUCACUACUCCCAUCUCUAUCCACACAUAGAGUGGCGUUAGGUCAGAUCAGGCCUGAAGACCCUGCCUCCGGCAGCUGGGCGACUUGGCUCCGCCCCCUCGUCGCCUGUGCGCGGUGCCGCCCCUCUCCUCCGCGCUCCCCCCGAGGAAAUGGUUCGACCGAAGCGGGUGGUGCCGAGGUGCCCAGGCCGCUCCGAUUGGUUAGGGCGAGCCGUACCACGGCGGUGGCGGGGGAGCGCGUCGUGGGCAGCCGGCGGGCUCUGAGACGGUGAGCGCAAAGCCUCAGGCCUCGGCUCCCUCCUUCACUGCGCCGUGCCAGGCCGCCCGCCGGGAUGCUGUGGACCGUGGGCCGGCGGUGGGCACGGGACGCGCUGCUCCUGGCUGUCGCAGCGGUGCUGAUCCAGGUCGUCUGGCUUUGGCUGGGUAGGCAGAGCUUCGUCUUCCAGCGCGAAGAGAUCGCGCAGCUGGCGCGGCAAUACGCUGGGCUGGAUCACGAGCUAGCCUUCUCUCGGUUGAUCGUGGAGCUGCGGCGGCUGCACCCAGGCCACGUGCUGCCCGACGAGGAGCUGCAGUGGGUGUUCGUGAAUGCUGGUGGCUGGAUGGGCGCCAUGUGCCUUCUGCACGCCUCGCUGUCCGAGUAUGUGCUGCUCUUCGGCACCGCCCUGGGCUCCCGCGGCCACUCGGGGCGCUACUGGGCUGAGAUCUCGGAUACCAUCAUCUCUGGCACCUUCCACCAGUGGAGAGAGGGCACCACCAAAAGUGAGGUUUUCUACCCAGGAGAGACAGUAGUGCAUGGGCCUGGUGAAGCCACGGCUGUGGAGUGGGGGCCAAACACAUGGAUGGUGGAGUACGGCCGGGGUGUCAUCCCAUCCACCCUGGCCUUCGCUCUGGCUGACACUGUCUUCAGCACCCAGGACUUCCUCACCCUCUUCUAUACUCUUCGCGCCUAUGCCCGGGGCCUCCGGCUUGAGCUUACCACCUACCUCUUCGGCCAGGACCCUUGACCAGCCAGGCCUGAAGGAAGACCUGUGGAUGGACAGGAGCUGGCAGGCCCGCAUAUAUCCACUUGCUGGAGUCCAUGUUUACAGACAGGGACAUACUCAAACCAUGCAGAUCCUGAGUUCCUGCUGUAUGAGCAGGGAUAUCCAUGCUUAUGUAUCCAAAACCAGAGACCCAUGGGAACAAAUAAGACACAUACAGACACUGAGACCUGUGCGUACAGUAGGACCAUGCACUCACACUCAUCCAGAGAGGGAGCCCCCGGUAUACCAAGGGAGCCAGUUGUGUUCAAACACACAUCACAAGCUUGACUCACUAACUCAGGCCUUUCCAGAGCUCCACAGCUUCCUACCCUCUCCCCACCAAACGGGUUCUGGAGUUAAGGUUGGGGGAGGGUAUUAUACUGUCUCACUCUGACUCCUCAAUCCAGCAGCAAUUUGAGGGGGAAGAGGAGCUGCCCUUUGGAGGCCCCCUUCACCCGCAGCUGUGAUGCCCUUCCCCUUCUCCCCUGUCCUCACCAUAUGCCUUAUCCCCAUUCUACUCCCCUGCUAUGCAAGUGCCCCUGUGGCUUGUCCCCAACCCCCUCAGCAACGAAGUCAGCUGGGGAACCAGAGUUAGGUGAAGAAUGCUUGAAGUCAGAGUCUUCCAUCCCAGAAAGACCCCCACGGCUUCUUUGGAGGUGUGAUGGGGAAACUGGUUUCAGCCCAGGACCCACCACUGAGGAGAGGAUCUAGACAGGUGGGCCUAAUUCCAAGGGGACCUUCCUGGCCUGGAGAAGGCCUUUUACACACACAAACACACACAUGCACACAUAUACACACAUGUAUAUCACAGUUUUCAGACAGCCCCUGCUGCAUUCUCUAUCCAUCUGUCUGUUUCUGUUAAUAAAGAUUUGUUGAUCUAUU